UCAAGCAAAUAAUCAACAAAGUAGCAACAUCAAAGAGAGCAAGACAGAAUGAUUGAACAACAUUCUGAAUAACCUGCGACAAAAACAUAUUUAAAAACACCCAAAUUAUGUCUCCAAAACCAACAUCCUUUUGGAAAGCUGAGCAAACUCUCAUCAAUCUUUUCAAACACUGUUCCACUCCCAACCAUUUGAAACAAAUACAUGCUCGUAUAAUCCUAACUGGUUUUCAUCACAACCUUAUUCUCGCAGGAAAGAUUAUCAUGUUUUCUGCAGAUAUCAGUUACGCACUUUCUGUGUUCCACACAGUUCACAAACCAGAUGCAUUUCUCUGGAACACCAUGAUAAGGGGUUUUGGGAAUUCCACCCUACCUCUAAAUGCUAUUCAUUUCUACAAAAGAAUGCAGCUUGCAAGAGAAUGUGUUGUUCCUGAUAAUUUUACCUUUUCUUUCUUGCUUAAAAUUGUUGCUAGAUUAGGAUCAGUUACCUUGGGGAAGCAACUGCAUUGUAGUGUCUUUAAGUUUGGUCUUGAAUCUCAUGUUUAUGUUAGGAAUUCUCUUAUGCAUAUGUAUGGUAUGGUGAAUGAUAUAAAAGGUGCACACCACUUGUUUGAGGAAAUGCGUGAACCGGAUUUAGUUGCAUGGAAUUCUAUUAUCGACUGUCAUGUGUAUUGUGGAAAUUACAAUGAAGCACUUGAUUUGUUCACGAGAAUGCAAUUGCAAUUGCAACCUGAUGAUGCCACUUUGGUAGUGAUCCUUUCGGCUUGUGGUGCAAUAGGAGCACUUGAUUUUGGGAGGAAGGUUCAUUUGUUUAUACGAGAUAAUAUUAAUAAUCUUGGUGAAAGUAUAUCGGUCUUUAACGCGCUUGUUGACAUGUAUGCAAAGUGUGGUGCUGUGGAAGAAGCCUAUGAGACAUUUAGCAACAUGAAAAGGAAGAACUUAGUUUCGUGGAAUGUCAUGAUUCUCGGGCUUGCUUCCCAUGGUAACGGAGAAGAGGCUUUGUUGCUUUUUACAAGAAUGCUACAAGAGAAUGUUGAGAGACCGAAUGACGUUACUUUCUUGGGAGUGUUGUGUGCUUGUAGUCACGGAGGAUUGGUUGAUGAAGGAAGACGGUAUUUUGAUAUUAUGAAUCGAGACUAUAACAUCCAACCUACAAUAAAGCAUUAUGGGUGCAUGGUGGACCUUUUGGGCCGUGCUGGUUUAGUCGUGGAAGCAUACGAAUUGAUAAAGAACAUGCCUGUAGAGUGCAAUGCUAUUAUAUGGAGGACAUUGUUAGCUGCAUGUCGAAAUUAUGGAAAUGUUGAACUUGGCGAGAAGGUAAGAAAACAUCUAUUGGAAUUGGAACCAGAUCAUAGUAGUGAUUAUGUUCUUCUUGCUAACAUGUACGCAAGCACGGAUCAAUGGAAUGAAAUGACCAACGAGAGAAGAUCAAUGCAAGAAAGGAGAGUUCGGAAACCAGAGCCUGGGAAUAGCUUUAUUGGCAUUCCUGGAAUGAAGUUGGAGAAAGAGUCUGUUGAAAGAUUGUCGUAACACUGUCCAGAAGUUUUCCUUUAAGCCUUAAACCAUUGUCAACUUAUUAGAAUUAAAAGUUGUGUAGCAAUUAGUGAAGUCUAUACCAAGUACAUAUUUGAAAAUUGAUUGUUAUAUUUUUUUGAUUCAGGUUUCUUUCUUUAACUUCAUUUACAUGGAAGAAUGAAUACCAGCCUGCAGCAAUGGGCAGCAAUGUAUGUCUUACAGCAGCAAGAGUCUCAACUAACUUUUAUGUCUUCUACUCUUCAUCCCUUCACUCUCUAAGACUAAAACUAUGAUUAAGCACGCUACCCCAUUAAAUGAAUCCAUAUAUUUGAAGUUUUACUUACUUAGUUGACAGAUGCAAGAGCAGCUUUAAUACAAUCCAAAGAUUUGGCACGAGUCUAUACCUCUCAAAAUCCAAAGAUUUGGCACGAGUCUAUACCUCUCAAAGUUUCGGUGUUUACUUAACAAUUAUUUCAAAAUAACAUUGCAUAUAAGGAUAAUCUAUUAGAGGAAUUGUUAGUGUCCAUGCAACCUUAUGCACUUAUUCUUUGAAUGUCCUGUGUUUUCUACAGUUUGGAGGAGAAUUUAUUUAUGGCUUGGUGUCAUAACAAUAAUGAGA
Molecule: messenger RNA, 2130 nt
Organism: Vicia villosa (hairy vetch)
Lineage: Eukaryota; Viridiplantae; Streptophyta; Magnoliopsida; Fabales; Fabaceae
Product: pentatricopeptide repeat-containing protein At1g59720, chloroplastic/mitochondrial-like
Exons: 1
Coding region: 108-1526 (472 amino acids)
Biological process (GO): RNA modification
Molecular function (GO): RNA binding; protein binding
Source: RefSeq, a predicted model, not a curated record